Cyprinus carpio (common carp) is the source of this 2135-nucleotide messenger RNA. RefSeq names its product syntaxin binding protein 6 (amisyn) (gene stxbp6). Gene Ontology annotation, biological process: Golgi to plasma membrane transport; exocytosis. Gene Ontology annotation, cellular component: exocyst; plasma membrane. Gene Ontology annotation, molecular function: phosphatidylinositol-4,5-bisphosphate binding. The record is from RefSeq and is a predicted model, not a curated record. NCBI's taxonomy places the organism in Eukaryota, Metazoa, Chordata, Actinopteri, Cypriniformes, Cyprinidae.
GUCGCGUCAGUGUGAGCGCGUUCCAGUAAGAACCGCAGCGCGUCUGCUCCACGUCACUCACAUUUCCACGCAGUCCAGCAGCUGCUGUCGAGGCAGUGCACACUACAGAGUGAACACUAGUCACUGCAGGUCCAGUCUGACAGGAGAAGCGCGGGUUCAGACUGAGACUGAGACUGAAGAGAGAGUGACGCUGAACACACAGAAAGAGUUCAGAGCCCCCUGCUGUCACCCAGCCUGCGCCAUCGGCUACAAUGAGUGCCAAAUCGGCCCUCAACAAGGCGAUCUUCAUCCCGAAUGAUGAGAGGCUGCUGGCAGCCGUGCAGGUGAAGAGGAGGACGAAGAAAAAGAUCCCAUUUUUAGCUACAGGAGGCCCUGGUGACUACACCACAUUCGUUUGCUUAUCAGUGACCAAUAAGAAACCGGCGCUGGUGUUCCUCACGAAGGUGAAGCAGUUUGGAGGCUCCUCGUCUUUCGUCCGGAGAUCACAGUGGACCAUCAGUCAGCUGCGGCAGGUCAACGGCAUCGACUCCGUCCGAGAUUGCCCAGAGUUUGACUUGAUAUUUGAGAACGGAUCUGACCAGUGGACUGCGGGUUCAGCUGGAGAGAAGUGCGUGUUUGUCCAGAUCCUGCAUCACACGUGUCAGCGGUUCAUCCCCGAAAGAAAACCGGAGUUCAUCAACUGCCCCUCCAAACUGCUGGGAGGGAACAGCAUCCUGCACGAGGCAGCAGACACGGUUAGCAGCGCGGUGCAGAAGGCUAGUCAGGCGCUGAACGAGCGCGGCGAGAGACUGGGACGCGUCGAGGAGAAGACGGGCCAGAUGAUGAACAGCGCCCAGCAUUUUGCCGACACUGCACACAAGCUUGCCAUGAAGCACAAGUGUUAAGCCUUUGCCGCCUUUGCCAUACUUUUGGAGAAUCUGCUACAAAUUCCUCACCCCUGCUCAUCCUCUGCUAUCAGAGAGCGUUACGGGACGUGCAUGAAGUAUCAUAUGAAGGACAGUGUGUAUCAACAUGGCUGGGGCCUUGAAAAGAUCGUGCGUCCUCUACACAUGGAUGGGAUACUUGGUCAUUGCAAGCUUAAACAAAGCCUUACUCCUGUGUUCUCACUCUGACAGACCUUAAUUAUCAUUUUAAAAGAUUCAUAACAAAAUAGUUUCAAGGUUCAAAUGCCUGCUGAUAUGUAAUAUCCCUUCUUUUUUCUUUGCUUGAUUGUUUUAACCUAUUGAGUGUUUGAUAAGUGCCAUUGUAAAAAAAAAAAAAAAAAAAAGGCUUUUGCUGAUUUAUUUUUAUUACUAAAAAUAAAGUUCUGAGGCUAAUUUUAAUGGUGCAGUGACCCACAUUCUAAAAAAUGUAGUUCAUCUUAAAUUUUGUGUUGUAAAAUCUACACAGAAGUGCCCUGAGAAAAGACAAGAUUCACACCCUGUUACGCUGCAGUUUAGGAAGGGUUGUGUCCUAACUGGAUGUGUGGGAUGUGUAAGUUCACGUACAGUGAAAGAAUGAGAGGAGACGGUGAGGAGAUACAGCUGAUCCGGUCAGCAGUGGGCCAGUCAAAGAAAAUAUCACGAGGCUAUGGUUAAACUAGACUACAAGUGUAGCGUUCAUUUUUAAACUGACCGAUUUCUGCAUACCUUCAAGUACCAAAUAUCUUUGCAGCAGUUUGAUAGCUUUAUUUCUUUAUUUUUCCAUACAGCUCACACUACAGAUCUGGAACCGGCCAGAGCUACUACAGAAACAUGCACUCACAUAUAUCUUUGGGAAUAUUGUAGCUUUAACCCCCCCCCCCCCCCCAAAACUUUACUAAAAAUAUAUGCAGCUAUUAAAAUAACAUGAAACAUGCAACAUGAAUGUUUACACAUAACAAAUUAUGUAUUGAGGUAAUUAAACAUAUUACAAUUUAUACAGUUUUAUCUGGUCAAGUUAUUGUCUGCUGCAUUUUAAACAGGUUUUGUCUUAAGAAACCUCUGCCAAAAAAAAGCAUAUGGCUACUUCUUUAUUGUAUUUUGCAAUGUUAUUUUCCCAUUUCAUUGUUUGCGAAUAGAUAAUGAAAAUGUGACCAAAGUCUGUAUAGUUCUCAGUUUUAUGUUUUGCAUUUAAUAAUCAAAUGAUUCAUAAUCAUUCACAAUAAAUAUACAUAA